Messenger RNA from Conger conger (European conger), 4050 nucleotides. It is a transcript of the gene tdrd1, whose product is annotated as tudor domain containing 1. The transcript is spliced from 26 exons. The record is from RefSeq and is a predicted model, not a curated record. The coding region runs from base 115 to 3621 and encodes 1168 amino acids. NCBI's taxonomy places the organism in Eukaryota, Metazoa, Chordata, Actinopteri, Anguilliformes, Congridae.
CAACAACGUAAUUUUCUUCGUCUUACUGCGCAUGCUCUUAACUUUAGAAUUUCGAAGGACUAACGGACACGUGUAGUGGAAUAACAGUCCUAGUGAAGAGUCUUGGACAGCAUCAUGAACAGCGCCAUUUUCCAGUCCGCCGUGCGUCCAAAUCUUCCACUAAGGCGACCGGCAACUAGCCUUGGAACUGCACCCAGGAUAAUCACGCCUCCAUUUGGCGAAAAGAAGAGUUGUCUGUCACCAGGCGGCCUGGCGGUCAGCCCUGGUGUCGGAGAUGCUGCAAAGAUGGACAGCGGUAGGAAGGACAAUGGGUCUUUGCCUGCAGAAGACAGCCCAUCUAAGUUGUUCCCUGGAUCUCCCGCUGUGGUGAAGCUGUGCAAUUACUGCAGUCAGCAAGGCAACCUCCGGUGCACGCGGUGCAAGAAGACGUGCUACUGCUCGGUGGCCUGCCAGACGGAGGACUGGAAGGCCCACAGGCACGUGUGCAAGCCGAGCACCCCGGAUUCCCCCGUCAGCAACAAAAUCCAAGAGGCUGUGGCAUCUCCUGCAUCAAGUGUACUCAAGUCUCCAGAAGCCAUGAUGAAAACACCCACCAUGGGACAGGUGAAGAGGAUGUACCUCCAUGAGUUGCCCAAAAACAAGAUCAUUAAAGGAGCUCAGCUGCAGGCCUGUGUAUUGGAGCUGAGGAACCCUGGGAAAUUCUUCAUUCAAGUUCAGACGACAGAGAUGUUGGCGUCUCUGCACAGCAUUACCGUGGCGCUGCAGAAGACCUACGCAGGCUCUCUGGGCACUGAGUACCUGCCUGACUAUGGAGAGCUCUGUGCUGUCAAAUACUCUCAGGAUCAGAAUUGGUACAGAGGUGCAGUGCAGUCCGCAGACGCCAGUUCCAAAAACGCCAACAUUUUGUACGUCGACUUUGGGAACCAGGAGGUGGUGACACUGGACAGGAUCAAACCCCUGUCUUUGUGCGUGGACCCGGCCCCUGUGUGUGCGGUGGAGUGCCGAGUCGCGGGCGUGGUGGCGCUGACGGGCAGCUGGACGGAGGAGUGCUGUAUCGGCUCGCGGCAGCUGCUGGCGGGAAAGAGCCUCCCCAUGACGGUGAUCGACGUGCCGGACAACUCCGACGUCUGGGCUGUGGACUUAAUGCCGCCUGCUGUCGGGAAGAAGUUCAGCACGUUCCUGGUGGAGCAGGGCUACGCAGUGGAGGAGUCCGGCAGACCAAGUGACCAGGACAUCGACUCUAUACUGAGCGCAGCUUUAGAGAACUUCAGGCGCUCUGCGGGGGGUCGCCAGGACAACGUGGGAAUCCUCCUGCCCGAGCCUCUGACGCAGGGAUUGGGCGACAGUUUCUCCGCCAUGGUGACCCACGUGCAGUCCCCCUCUGAGCUCAUCUGCCAGAAAGUGGAGAAUGCCAGUGUGAUUCAAGAGAUGCAGUUGAAGCUGAGAGAGCACUGCACUCAGACAGCGGCGGGCGAGGACUUCAGCCCUGCCCCUGGCUCCGUCUGCUGCUCCCAGUUCACAGAGGACCACCAGUGGUACAGAGCAACUGUUUUGGGGUACUCUUCAGAGUCCAGGGUCUGCGUGGGGUACAUUGACUUUGGAAACUCGGAGGAGGUGGAUCUGAGCCGCCUGCGGCCAAUCACUGCAGAGCUUGCGGCAUUGCCAAUGCAGGCCAUCCCCUGCGUCCUGGCAGAGGUGAAGCCCUUCUCAGACAAAUGGAGUGACGAGGCCAUCUCACUGCUGAAGAAGAGCGUCUGCAACAAGUUUGUGCGCGUGGAGAUCGUGGGCGAGCGACAGAGCGCCGCUCUGGUGGUGCUGACGGACGAGUACAGCGACCCGCAGACCAGCGUCAACGAGCUCCUGCUGGCCUCCGGCCACGCCCUCCUCGACGACACCAUGGCCUCGCCUGACGUAGGCCAGGCGCCCGGCAACCCCCCCGCCCCCCUGCCGGCCCCCGGCAACAGCCCCACUGGUGACUCCACCCCUAUGCCGGUGGAAAAGCCCCACAAAAUGGAGGAACCUUCUGCAGCCGGACCCCCCACGUGCCCACUGCAGUGGUCCUGUGCGGAGCUGCCCUGUGAUGGGCAGACGGUGGAGCUGGUCAUCAGCGUGAUCGAGAACCCCGGAGAGUUCUACUGCCACCAUUACAACAGCAAAGAUAUCCGUGCCCUGAAGGAGCUGUCGAGUCAGGUUCUGGAGCACUGCCGGUCCCAGUCCGCGCCCUUCACGCCAGUGGUUGGCGAACCGUGCUGCGCUGUGUUCCCAGGGGAUGGGUCCUGGUACCGGGCCAUGGUGCUGGGUUUGACACCGGACAAGAAGGCCACCGUGUAUUUUGUGGACUACGGGAACACCAGCACGGUGGAGCAGGCCCACACACGGGCCAUACCUCCCCAGUUCCUCAAGCUCCCGUUUCAGGCCAUACGCUGCUGGCUGGCAGAGGACUGCGUACCGCUACCAUGUGAACACAGCAUUAGGAACAAAGCUGAAACAGGACCCCCCCUCUCCGUACCUCCAGGUGCGGAGCCCCCGCAGGGCGGCUGGGGGGCAGACGCGGUGCGGCAGUUUCAGGUCCUGUCCUUGGGACGGCAGCUCCAGGCCCAGGUCUGCUCCAUCACUGAGAGGGGCUUCGGAGUGCGGCUGAGGAGCGACGGUCGGAGCAUCGCGGCUCAGCUGGGGACCCAGGGACUGGCCAAAGCCAGCGGCCACCAGGAGCCCGCUGCGGUGCCUCAGGGGCUGCCUGGGGGCACGUUUCCUGUGGAUUGGAAAACAGUGGAGCUACCAAGAAACAAGCCGUUCCAGCCUCGCGUAGCGGCUAUCAUCAGCCCCAGCCUGUUUUACAUAAUGAGAGAGGAUAACAAGGACACGGAGAAAGUCCCAGCCCUCAUGAAGGACCUGGCAGCCCACUGCUGCCUUCUCACUAAAGCCUCCCCUAGGGACCCUCAGCCUGGGGCGGCAUGCUGCGCCCAGCUGCCAGGCGAUAAGAGCUGGUACAGGGCUGUUGUCCUGAGAACUGCAGGCUGCGAAGUGGAAAUAGUCUGCGCUGAUUACGGGAACGUGGAGAAGGUCCCUUUAUCAAACAUCGUGCCCAUCGCCGAACAGCACCUGUCACUCCCUUUCCAGAUCGCCAGGUGUGCGCUGUCCGGAAAGGAGCUGUUCCCAGCCGAAUGGACCGAGUCGGUGCUGGAGAUGUUCAGCUCGCAGCUGAGGGCCGCGGCCCAGGCCGCCAUAGACCGCUUCGACGGGACCUUCAACCUCACGGUCCUGAUGCUGACUGAAGCCGCCACGCCCCAAGCCGGCACCGCGCGGCAGAGCUCACCGGAAGAGCCCCGAACCUCCGCCACUGCUGCCGUGAAGCCGCGCGACAUGUCCAAACACCCAGCUCCCGAAGAGGCUGCGAAGACAAAGACAGUUUUGAAAGAAGCCAAGGCAGGGCCCCCUACUCCUGAAGCAAAGAGCAAAGAACGACCACAGCAAGAUUCAAAGAGAUGUGCCAAGGAUGCCUCGGUCUCCAACGCAGAUGGCGAAUGUUGCUGCAGUCACCUGAUUCAGAAGAUUAAUCGGCUUGAAGAACUCAUUAUGCUGCUGAUGAAACAGCUGGGAACUUCAUUACCAAAGAACUGAAUUAAAUGGCUCUACACUUGCAGCUUUAAUGCAAAAUGCAGCUAACCAUAAAUGUUUGUGAUCAAGAUUUAAGAACUGAGCAACUGUGGUGCUAAAGGCAAACAUUUUUCUUUGAAGAACACCCUGAGAAUUCUUGGGUUCUUGAAGAAGCAAGCACUAUACAAAGUACUUUUUUACUUUUCCAUUUUUUCCCAUUUUUAUUAGUUUUUUUUUUAAUCUGGCUAAGUCUGUGUUUUGGUGAAGUCAGACUUCCUGGGUCUACAAAUGGUGUUUGUUAAAUUUAGCAUUACAGUGUUUAGUCAGAACAUUAAGACCAGGUUCAGAAUAUCAUUUUUGUCGCUGUGGAUUUUUGUUUUCUAAGCACGGCAGUUUUCCCAGAAGGCAUUGCAAUUUCAUUAAGUUCAAAGCCCACAGUGCCCUGUUGGGAGA